AUGGCUGGGCUUAAACCAGAACUUGUAGAACCAGUGCGUCUCUUCAAACCAAGAACGAUGCAAGAAGCUAGAAGUCUUGCAAGAAUGCAAGAAAUCAUGCUAAUGCGUCAGAUAAAAAAGAAGGCACAGGCACUUCAAGAUAAUUAUCGAUCACAAGAGUUUUUGGAGAAGGAUGAAGUAGGUACACCUCUACAAGAUUGUGGGAAUCAGCAAGCCAAGAAUGGCAUUCAAAGGAUUCCUCUAGACUUUAGUUUGGGUACCAAACACUGUUCGAAACAUCAAUGUUGGCCACUUGAGCCUUCGCCACACUCUGUUCCAACUUUCUCUUCAUCUUUGUUUCUGAUCAACCCAUCGUUACCUAUUUACGUUUUUUCUGCCGCCACCACAAACUUCUCCAUUGCUGUCCUUUGUUCCUUGGGUGUCAUCGUUGCUGUCUUUGCUGGUUUCUCCAUUGCAGUCGAUUCUGUAACUUCAAAUGCUUCAUGGCUAUUUGCUCCAUCAUCACCACCCCUUUUUGUCUUCUUAUCAACGUGUGUUUGUCUUACCCGUACCCAUUUAAAGACUCUAGACUUCUCACAGCUACAGAACCUGGGUGAACUUUUCACAGCAGGGAGGGCAUGUGAGAGGUGGUUAUGGAUCUGUUGGACCCAUCCGUCAAUUAGGCACAAGGCUGGUGCACAAUCUUCUUCAAGAAGGCCAGCUUACACACCUUCACCUCUGAAUGGCCCGGCCAGGAGGGAAAGUUCAGAUGUUCAUGAAGGUUUCUUGCCUGCUUUUACAAAGAAUUUGGAACCUGACAAGACUGGCGACACUCAUAAAUUCCACUCAUUAGAUAACAAGCCACAGGGUAGUGGGGUUGCUCUUCCAACAGUGCACAUGCAUACCAGUUUGAUGGCUAGGAGAAUAUUGGAGCAUAUUGAUAGAAAUCCUCCCACUCCUCAACAGAAAUCUGCAGAGCUGAAUCUGGCCACUAAAUGGAAGAAUCCCGAGUCUUCUGUUAAUGCCAAUGGUGUCUUGUCAAAUGAAAAUAAUGGCUUUCUGAAAUUAAAAGAUGCCAAUUCAUAUAAAUAUGAUGGGUAUGAUGGAAAGAAAUCCACUCUAAAUGAAAUUCAAGGGAGCUCCCAUGUUGAUAGUUUGAGUGCUGAUAAAUCUAUCAAUGUCAACAAUGCAACAUCUUUGCCAUCUGGAAUCAACGUUGGCAGUAGCUUCCUGAAAAUUGGAAGUGAUGCAAGGUCCUUGCAAAAUACUAAUGGCGCCCAAAAUUUUCCAAUGAAAUCUACUGAAGAGGAUGCAUCGAAGAUUGUCUCAUCUGUUAAUCAGCCUAGUGUGAAAAUUCAAGAGAAGAUACCUCUGUCCAACUACUCAAUUGGAAAACCGGUAUUACCAUCUAUUAACAUCAACAAGCCUGAGCCAAAGUGGACCUUGGCAUCUGAUAGAAGCUCAGGAUUUACCUUCCCGGUUUCUGCUGCCUCUUCUGUAUUCUCCGAGCCACCUACACCAUCCAUCGUGCCAUCGUUCUCCACUGGCGGUGACCGCCAAUCAAAAGAAAUUGCUACUGAACCUUCAUAUAGUUUUGGAUCCAAAAGAUCAAGUCCAGCUCUAGUGUUCUCUUUCCCUUCUACAAGCAGUACUGCUGUUCAGAAUGACGCUGGUGACAUAAAGUUCAGCUUUGGGUCCAAUGAUAAGGCUAGGCUUUCAUUUAGCUCGUUUGGUACGAAUGCCGUCUGCUGAAACAGGGGAAUUUAGGUUUCAUAAGUUUUCCGAUCUAUUUUUUCCCUCAGGCUAAUAGGCUUUCUUUUCUUUUCUUUCUUUCUUUGCUUUUUUUUUAAUACUCUUGUUGCCCAUCCUCUUAGCUGUUUGUACAGGCACUCUUGCUUUUGUUUUUCGACUGAAGAUACGAGUGAAUUAAAAAUUAAGCCUUUUUGAAGGGUUACAA
Molecule: messenger RNA, 1936 nt
Organism: Prosopis cineraria
Lineage: Eukaryota; Viridiplantae; Streptophyta; Magnoliopsida; Fabales; Fabaceae
Exons: 4
Coding region: 1-1731 (576 amino acids)
Biological process (GO): nuclear membrane organization
Cellular component (GO): nuclear envelope
Source: RefSeq, a predicted model, not a curated record